CGAAACUCAGUUAAUUCUAUGAGAUGUGAUUUCUUCUCAGAAUUACCUAGAAAGGUUAAGACAUGGCUUGAUCCUGAAGUCCCUUUUCUUUUGGACUUGUCUAAAGCCAGUGAUUUAAUUGAAGGAGAGAAAGAAUAUUAUGAAAGACAAAUUGCUACUCUCAAGUCCUUUGAGGAAGUUGAUUCACUUGAUUCAGUUAAUGCCAUUGAUGAAGAGCAAGACCUACUAGAGCAAAUACAACAUGAAAGAGCAAUGCAUAUUUCUAAUUGGGCAAAUGUCUUAUUACUUGCUUUUAAGGUAUAUGCUAUAGUAAAAAGUGGUUCUUUAGCAAUUGAAGCAUCGACGUUGGAUUCAUUACUUGAUCUAAUGGCCGGUGGUAUUCUCUGGUUCACACACCUAUCAAUGAAAAGUAUAAACAUUUACAAGUACCCUAUAGGAAAGUUAAGAGUUCAACCUGUAGGGAUUGUCAUCUUUGCAGCUGUUAUGGCAACUCUUGGCUUUCAAGUCUUAGUGCAAGCUGUGGAACAAUUGAUAAAAGAUACACCUUUAAACAAGAUGACUGAGGAGCAAUUGUGUUGGCUAUAUGCAAUUAUGCUAACAUCUACUGGAGUAAAAUUUGUCUUGUGGAUUUAUUGCAGAAGUUCGGGGAAUAAGAUAGUUAGAGCAUAUGCAAAGGAUCACUACUUUGAUGUAGUCACAAAUGUUGUUGGUUUGGUGGCUGCUGUCCUCGGUGAUCGAUUCUAUUGGUGGAUUGAUCCUGUUGGUGCUAUUGUUCUUGCUGUAUAUACAAUUACAAAUUGGUCUGGAACUGUGUUGGAAAAUGCAGUUUCUCUAGUUGGACAAUCCGCCCCUCCUGAAUUUUUGCAGAAACUUACAUAUCUAGUCCUAAGGCAUGAUCCUCAAAUAAAAAGAGUUGACACUGUUAGAGCCUACACUUUUGGAGUUCUUUACUUUGUUGAGGUUGACAUAGAGCUUCUAGAAGACUUGCCACUGAAAGAAGCUCAUGCCAUUGGAGAGUCACUUCAGAUAAAGAUUGAAGAACUUUCAGAAGUUGAACGUGCUUUUGUUCAUCUAGACUAUGAGUGUGAUCACAAACCUGAACACUCUAUUUUGAGUAGAAUUCCCAACAGUCCACCUUAA
Molecule: messenger RNA, 1140 nt
Organism: Solanum tuberosum (potato)
Lineage: Eukaryota; Viridiplantae; Streptophyta; Magnoliopsida; Solanales; Solanaceae
Product: metal tolerance protein 4
Exons: 7
Coding region: 19-1140 (373 amino acids)
Biological process (GO): monoatomic cation transport; transmembrane transport
Cellular component (GO): membrane
Molecular function (GO): manganese ion transmembrane transporter activity
Source: RefSeq, a predicted model, not a curated record